Molecule: messenger RNA, 5187 nt
Organism: Vanderwaltozyma polyspora DSM 70294
Lineage: Eukaryota; Fungi; Ascomycota; Saccharomycetes; Saccharomycetales; Saccharomycetaceae
Gene: RIF1
Product: DNA-binding protein RIF1
Exons: 1
Coding region: 1-5187 (1728 amino acids)
Source: RefSeq, a predicted model, not a curated record
AUGUCUUCAAAUUCUACUCCUGGAGGGAGAAAGGUGCGAGCGUUAGAUAUGUUAGACAGACAUAUGAAUUCGAGAAUUAAUUCAAAAAAAAUGAUAUCCUUAUCACAACCUACAUAUUCAGAAGUACGGGAUCAACUCAAUUCAAAUUCACCAAAAACUAUGUCUGAUCAUGGUAAUUUUAAUGUUUCACCGACACCAAAACGUAGGAAAUUAAAUAAUGAAAUGUCUGAAAUUGAAACUCCAUUAGUUACUAUUUUAAAUGCACCUGAAAUUCCACCACCUGACUUAAUGGAGAAAAAAAAAGAUAGAUACAAUGCUAAUAAUUCAUCAUCACCUCGUGGAGGUACUCCUAAAUCCGUUGCAUUUUCUGAUAAAAUAGAAUCAUCACCAACAAAUAAAGACCCUUUGCAUACACCUUCUCGACCUUCGUCUAUUACGAAACCAAAGAGAUCAAUUUUAAGGAACUCAUUGGCAGUAGGUCCAGUAUUAAGUGAUAUUAGUGGUAACAAGCUUCAAUACCAAAAUACCCAAACUGGAACUGUCAAUUAUGCUGCCAACAAUUUUAGUACUAAUUCUGCAUCAUAUUGGGUUGCUGGUGAAGUUCAUAGCAUGCUGGAUCCCAAUGACAUUUCAGAAUUUAGAGAUAUUAUUGAAGGUGGUAUUAAUAUGUUAGAGGUUGGCAAAUCAAGGGAAAUUGAUCGUAGAUUCGAAGUAUUUGCAACAUUCAACAAUAUUAUCCCAAUUGUUACAUCAAAAACUAGUAACGAAGUUGUUGAAAAAAAAAUUGAAGUAAUUAUUUCAUUUUUGGCUCGACUAUAUUUCAUUGCUUCAAAGGAGUUGGAAGUGGAGCAAACCGAAUUACUUAAUGACCCAAAUAAGAAAAAUCCUUUUUCCUCAAGACUUUACGUGCAAAUUGUUAGAUUGUUGACACUAAUAUAUUCAAGUUUUAAAAUUAUGAAAUGGGUGAACAGAAACAUAAAGUAUCAACAAGUAUUUAAAGAGAUAUUCAAGCUUUCCAUCGAAGCACUAGCAAGUCCUAAUGCAAAUAAAGUCAUCAUAGCUGCUCAGACAACAUUUUUAAGAGAAGAGAAAUUCAGUUCCUAUUUUUUAAAUAAGCAAGAUAUUGAAAAAAUAGUGGAAUGUAUUCCUAUGAUGAACGAAAUUAAUAGCACUAAUUUAAUAUGCGAAAAGCUAUUGUUGAUCAAAAGUUUUCUUAUUAAACAUCCAGCUAUAAUGAUCAAAAAAGUCAAGUUAUGGCUACCUUCUGAAGUCUUAUCUCGUAUCCUAGUUACCGAAGAAGUAUAUACAAUGAAAAUUGGAGCGACUGCUAUAUCUGUAUUAUUGGAAUUAUUAAAAAAAUCAAUCGAUAAUGUGGAAUGUAAAAAGGAAAUUUAUCAAUGUUUAAAUACAGAUCAUGUAUAUAAGAAUGUACCAAACAAAUUUUCAAGGGAAUUUAAAAGUCUCGAAUCCCAGCUCGAUUGUGAUCAUGAGAACAUAACAUUUGGCCACUUAUUAAAAAGACAUAUCAAACUGCUAAUUUAUAAAAAAGAAGAGUAUAAAUUAGCAAUGGAUCUGUGGCUAGCAUUAAUGGCUCUAAUGUAUAACAAUGAAGAGCACGUCGUUGAUCUUGCAUAUAACGAAGAAGACAAAGAGUGGAUCAGUAUAAACCAAGAAUGUUUUGAACAGAAAAACAUACAAGCAAAGAUUUAUUCAAUUAAAGUAUGGCGUAUUAUCCAAUAUUGUGUAUUCCAUAACAUUUCUAAUGUAGCUAAAGAAAAACAGGAAAAAUUACUCAGAUUGUUAUUGAAACCUUUUGAUUACUGUACCGAAUUUGAAACUGACCAGGCUAUUAAAGAUGGGUUAAUAUACUAUUUUUCGGGAUUAAUGUAUGCAAUUUCGACCGGAAGUGAAACAUACAGUGAACGUUUGAACAAUAUAAUAUGGAGUUCAGUUAUAGAACAUAUAUAUCUAACAAAAUUGCCAAGGUCAUUAGGGAUUCAGUUCUAUGAUAAGAGCAAAAUGUUAUUACAACAGCUAUUAAGUAACGAUGUUAAUGAUCGGAAGAAAAAAAGUUUCAAAAAUAUAAAUAUGAUAAAAGUAAUCGCUUCUGCUGGCAUAGAAGAAUCAGAGAUCCCUGAAAUAGAUCCAAGAAUAAUAUGCUCAAAUCUAUCAUCCAUUUUGGCCAUUUUAUUACAUUUGAUUAGGACUGAUAUAGAAAUAUCUGGAGAAAGUAACAAUAAAUUUUAUAAUAUAUUAUUAUCAAAUUUUCAAAUAUUGGACAUUAAAUCGACAAAGAAAGAUUUCAUAACUAUGAGGGACUUUAUCUUGGAAGUUAUCAAAAUAAUUUCCUCAGAAGAAACUUACGAUUAUAAUUUUAUGAUUCUUUCAUUAGACCUUAUAAAAUCGUUCAAAACUUGGUUAUUUGACGAAGAAAUUUCAUGUUUUUCCAUAGAAUACUUACUACAUUGUAAGAAGAUUGGUAUGUUAAGUGAAGAACUAGCAGUAGAAUUUUACAAGUAUAUUUUAAAGGAAUGUGAAGGUUUUUUAUCUGAUUUAGCAAUAGCCCGAGUAUUCUUAGAUUUAGGAUAUGGGAGUUGUGCUUCACUUAUUGCUAAAAAGAUUGGUUCCUACUCGUUAACUAAAGACCUUUCUUUAAAAGAGUUGGGAUGGCUUUGUGAAAUUAUGAAUAUCAUUCCAGAAAUCGAGAUAACUGAAAAUAAGGUUGAUAAAGAGCCCAAGUUUGAGUCAGUCAUUUAUGUAUUAGAUCAUUUAAAUUUUGGUACCUGGAAGAACAAACAAGUACAACAAUUUUUAAGAAACAACUUAUUUAAUGAUUCAGCAAAUAUUGCGAAUAAUAUCUUUAAUAUUGUGGAGAAAUUUUCAGAAAAACCAAUCCUGUGUCGUAACAUUUUGGCGUGCCUAUUACAAGAUAAAGAGUUUGAAAUAAUAAAACGAUUAGUUGGAUCGAAACCAACGUUUUUAGAAUUUAUGUCAGACGUUAAUAUGGACACUCUAUCAAAUAUUAUUCCUAUUAACCAGUUAGAUGAACUAAUAGAAAUCCACUCAUCUCAAAAUAAAACCAUCAAAAAGAUUCUUAUUAGAUUCUUAUUGUUCAAGUCUGAUAAGAUAGAAAACUACCCUGAUUUGCUUAAAUCUUUAUUUUAUUAUAGAAUUGAAGAAAAGACGUUUACCAUUGAAGAGAAGGAGCAUUUUAUCAUAACCCUGUUAGGUGAUCUCCUUGAGGACAAAUUAUGGAAUCCCUUAAAUUUACUGUGUAAAGAAUGUUUUAUCAAUGAUAGUGAGAUAUACAUGAAAGGAAUAUUUCAAAAUUCAACUGUAGAGCAAAUUUUAGAAUUAGACGGAUUCAUAAUAGCAAAAAUGGCAUGUAAGCCAAAAAUAUUCGACCAGUCACUAAUAACAAAAACGAUUAAGAAAUGCUUCGAAUGCAAAGAUUCUAAUUUUAAUAACGAUAUACUUGAAAUAUUAUUCCACGAGGAAAACUUUGGUAUACUGAGACUGUUAAAAAAAGAGGUUAUAAUAUACCUUACUGAAAUCCACAAUUCUGAUAUAGCAUUGAAAGAAUCAAGCAGAAAAAUAGCAUUGAUCCAAGAAUACUUGAAUAUGUUAUUUAAAAAUGAAAACAUUGUCAAUAUUAUCGAAUUCGUAAAAAUUUUCACAGAAGUAGCUGGUGAAAAUCGAUCCCAACAUAUUAUAAAUAUUACGCAACUGAUUCAAAAUGAUUUCGAAUUAAUGUUACAAACUAAGAAGAAUACAGAUAUUUUUAGAAGUUAUUAUUUAAAACUGAAUGCAAUAACAGGAAAAAAUGUCCUAUACAAGCCUUCUGGUAAACCGCCUUUACUUGUCAAUGAAACUUCUAAGGAUGAAUGUGAUGCUAGAAGGAUAAAUCCUUCAAAAACCAAAUCAUCAGAUGAAGCUGAACAAACCAAUGAAGCUGGACAAAAAGUUGAAAUUGAACACUCAAAUGAAGUUCAAAAGGAAGAGAAAGUACAACAAACAGAGAAAAUUCAACCAUUAGAAAAAGCUGAACAAGAAAAUGAAGUCCACCAUAUUAAUGAAAUCCAAAAGUCAGAUAAAGACAGACCAGUAGAAAAAGCUCAACAAGUUCAAAAAUCUAAACAAACUAAAAGAUCUAAAAAGAAAAUAAAACAGAUUGAAAGUGUGAAUGAUCCACCAACGAGUCAAGACAAAUAUAGAAAAGAAGAAAUGGAUGAAACCAAAAAAGUAUUAAAGAGUCAACAACCUGUAGAAGUAAAUGAAUCAGAAGGAAUAAAAAAGGCACAACGAAAUCAGGAAUUAAAUGAGACCAGAAAUGCAGCUCCUUCAAAAAAGUCUGACAAUUCUGAAAAGACAGAAAGGUAUAUUACAAAUACUAAUUCUAGGAUAGAAGUAGAUCCUAGUAAACCUGCCAGUGUUAUUGAAGAUGGUACUAAGGACUUAGCUUCUUAUAUUCCGGGAACCAAGAAAGAUAAAUCUAAACCAUAUAGUGAAGAGAAAGGAACACCAAAUGACUUAGGAUUAUACAAAGAACCAAAUAAGAAUAGCGUAAAUGUAUCAACUGGAAAGAAUUCAGCUAAAAACUCCAUUGAAGUCAAUCCAUUUGAAAAAAAAUCUAGAAGUCCAGUCAAAGUCACAAAUUCAACUAAAGGUGAGAAUCAAACUUCGUUAAGAGCAAAUAAUAAUGAGGAUGGUGUUAUAAUAAGUAAUUCAGAAAAAAAAACUAAUGGAAAUGAUGAAAAUAUCAAUGUUCUAGAAGGUGAUUCGUCAACAAUUUUAGGGAAAAUUAAAAUACCAAUCUUUAAUUCAUUGAGAAUGGCCAAUUCUCAAAAAUCCGCCACCAAUAACAUAAUUGCAAUGCAAAGCAUAAAACGUCUAAGACAGAGGCAUAAUAUCAGACCAAUUGAAAAUAAUAGUUUUGAACUUGGGAGUAAACUAAUAAGAAAUACUAGCGAAUCGCCAAAAAAAUCUCAAACAAAAACCUUGAACUUAGAUGAUAAUUUUGACACCAAGCUUUUGACUAGAUCUAGAAAUAACAAAACCGUUGAAAACUUAAAGAAAGAUCUUGACCGCAUUACAAAAAUUGACAUCACAUCUCUGGAUAAUACUGAAAGGAAGGAGUUAAGAAUGAAAUUACUAAGGUGUACUCUGCUACUGGAAGAUGAAGCAUAA